GGGGAGGGCGAGGCGGAGGCGGCGGCGGAUGGAGGAGUUGGGGGAACGGUGGAGCAGGCGUCUGAGGGGGAGGGGGCGGGGCUGGAUGGAGGCCUGGGGGCCGCGGCGGGAGGUCUGGAUGGAGAGGAGCAGCAGGAGGCAGAGACCGGGGGAUCGGACGCUGAGACCGCCGGGGCGGAGACGGACGCGGUGGGGGCUGACGGAGGAACCGGCUCCGAGUCGGAAGAGGCCACCGAAGCGGGGGUUGAGGAGCUGGACGAGACGGCGGUGGCUACAUCCCCCGCGGCGUCUGAGGACACCCCCCCCGUGGUGCUGGUGGUGGAGCCCACAGACAUCCUGGAGAAGAUGGAGAAACAGGUGGAGGAGAUGAUCAUUAAAGCAGGGGGCGAGGAGGUGUUGAAGCCGAGCAUAGAAGGAGCCGGCGGAGAUAGCACCAAAGAAGGAACGGAGAGAGGGGGGGCGAGCGAGGAGCAGCUUGGCGCUACGGAGGAGCCGACCGGGGGAGAGACAGAAGGGGGCGCGGGGGAGCUGGGGGGAGGGGAAGCCGCUCAGCAGCCUGGAGGAGAUGUUGAAGCGAAGGAAGAGAGUAGUCACGUGCACGGAGCAGUCGGGGUCCAACUGCCCCCUGGUGGCGACGGGGGGGAGGACAGCGAGAGGGUUGGAGAGCAGGAACAGGAGGGGGCGACUGAGAAUGAGGCAGACGAGCAAGAAGUAGAGGCAGGAGGUUUAGAGGUGAACGGAGGCUUGGCCGGUGUGGUGGGGGGAGAAGAAAACGGAGAAGGAGGGGCCGGGGCCUGGGGAGACGGGCCGGUUGGACCAGGGGAAGACGAGGGCGUGGCACUGAACGGGGAAGAGGUGGUGACACUGGACGGCGAUGCAGCCACAGAGGCCACCACAGAGUCCUCCCAGACCGGUCAGACGAAGGAACAAGAUGUGCUGGCCCUCUCCCCCGGGGCCUCUGAACACGGGGCUGGGGACCAGGCCCCCCCGGUCCAGGAGCAGGACUCCCUGCCUCGUCCCACCCUGGUCUGGGGAGAAACAGGAAGUGAGCAUGUGGACAGAGAGGACCCUUUACUGCAAGGGACCAACUUCACCAACGAGAUCCCCACCACGGACCACCUCUUCACCCAUGGCCCGGCAGUCGCCACGGAAGCUUACCAGGAUUUGAUGGAACAGGCCCUGGCCACGCCCCCUGAGACAGAAGAGGCGGAGCCAGGUGGAGCCAAUGAGUUGGUGACGGAUGCUGCUGGUCCCUCAGAGGGGGGCUUGCUGGGCGUGGAGGCGUGGAAGAUAGGGGGCAUCGCUGCUGCAGUUAUCGUGGGGCUGGAGACCCUCCUCAUCGUGGUAUACAUCCUGAAGUGUCGCACCGGAGCCAAAAGUGCCCCAGUUCCGGGAGCCUGUGAGAAGGGCCAUGUGGAGCCAGAGACCCCCACAGGAGGAGACUGCAUUGACGACUAUCUUCCUGCGAGCAACGGGGACACCCAGCUGAUAGCAGAAUUGGAGCCAUCAGGGGGGAAGCUGCAUCAGGUACCACAGGAGCUGGCCCUGUCGGACCUCCCACCAAGCCCGGCCGAGCUGUUCCCCAGCGCUGGAUCGGCCAAGGGUUCCUCGUACGACCUGAGGACUUCUGAUCUGUAGCAUCGUGAGCCGUUGGUUCAUCUGUGACCCUCAGCCUGUCCCUCUGUCUUAAAUAAGGCCUGAACAUGAACCCGGUGCACCAGCCCCUGUGAAGACCCCCUCAGAGCAGAGGGACUCACAGAAGAUCCAGUCCAUUGGCUCUCUCUCCCUGGCUCUCGCUCCCCUCGCUGUACCGGGGUGUACCUUUAGCCUUGCGUACUGCGUGCAAGUUCAUGUUCUAAAGUGUGAGUGUGUGUGUGUGUGUGUGUGUGUGUGUGUGUUUGUGUGUGUAAGUGUGUGCGUGUGUGUGUAAACGGCAUGAGAAAGAAGGCAGCAGGAGUGUAUCUUGAUAUUUUGUGAGACGGGUAAUUGAUUGUAGAUUGUAAACACAAUUAAGUUCAUCAGGGGGAUGCAUGUGUGUGUGUGUGUGUGUGUGUGUGUGUGUGUGUGUGUGUGUGUGUUUGUUUAAAUGAGAGGAGGAUAAUAACCUGUUUAUGAUCUUGGUCUUUAGUAUUCCCAUGUAACAGUUUUUUUAAGUGUCGGUUAUUUUGGUUUACUGAUCACAUAUCCGAAGUCACUCCAUACAACAGACUUUGACAGUCAGUCUUUAAACCCUGACAGUGACCUGUUCCAUAUUUACUAUUGUUUUUCAUUUUGUUUUUCUUUCUUUCUUUUUUUUUUAACACUGCAAGAACAACCAUUUUCAUGUUGCGUCGUUGUAAAGAUGGAUUCAAAACCAUUUGGUCUGAGUUUGAUUCCACGUUGGACACCUCUGAUGUGUGCUGUACAGAAUAAAAACCAUGUUACCAUUC
Molecule: messenger RNA, 2429 nt
Organism: Gadus morhua (Atlantic cod)
Lineage: Eukaryota; Metazoa; Chordata; Actinopteri; Gadiformes; Gadidae
Exons: 5
Coding region: 346-1638 (430 amino acids)
Source: RefSeq, a predicted model, not a curated record